GAUAAUUGGAGAGUUCAAGAAAUUAAAAGACAUUUGAGGUAGUGACAAUCAAUGAUUUAUCCGUGUUAUUGUAUGUGAGAUGGCCUUGUCGUUGCAGUCGACGCAGAACUCUAGAGGUGUGUCGGUAAGGCCGCUGUCAAGUAUGCGUCAGGAAUCUCUGCCGAUGCUGGCGGAGCGGCUGCUGGCGAGUCGCGCGGCCGCGUUGGUAGCCGGCCUGCCUGCCGAGCUGUACUCCGGCGCGCUGCUCGCUGCCUGGCCGCCCUCGCCGCCCGCGCCCCUACUGCCCCCGCCCGAGCUGGACCGAGCUCGAAAGCGGCGCCGCACGCCCAAACUGGACGACAGCACCUCUACCGCACCGCCUUCUCCUCCCUCCUCUGGUUCUUCCCCCGGCGCGGCUGACCCACCGCGCGACAAGCUCUUCACUUGCAAGGUGUGCUCGCGCUCCUUUGGCUACAAGCACGUCCUACAGAACCAUGAGCGCACCCACACCGGUGAAAAGCCCUUCGAGUGCGGCGAGUGCCACAAGCGCUUCACGCGCGACCACCACCUCAAGACCCACCUCCGCCUCCACACGGGGGAGAAGCCCUACAGUUGCCCGCACUGCCCACGCCACUUCGUGCAGGUCGCGAACCUACGUCGGCACCUCCGCGUGCAUACUGGUGAGCGCCCGUACGCCUGCGCUCGUUGCCCCGCACGCUUCUCCGACUCUAACCAACUGAAGGCGCACGCCCUGGUGCAUGAGGGAGACGCGCCGUUCGCGUGUCGUUGUGGCGCGAGGUUCAGGAGACGGCAGGCGGCCGCACUGCAUCGCUGUGCUGGUGCCGGCUGCGAAGCGGAUGCGCCCAGCCCUCCGGCCGCCGCGGCUGCCGACUGGCGCUGGGAUGACUGGCCCGAGCAGACGGAGCCCGAAGACCUGUCACUGCCCCGGAGGCCGGCCACCCCGGACUCCCCAACCGACCUUCGCGUGCACGCCGCGUAGUUGCCCCGCGCCCCGCGCCUUGCGCCUCUUCCCAUGCGCCGCCGAGCCGGUAUAUGAGUUCCUUCUCUGUAGACUGCGCAAAGUCGUCACCUCGCCUACGCCGAGAGUUCUACUCGCCCGGCUAUUUGUCGUACCGUUAUUUCAAAGUAUUACCUACCGCUAACGCUCACUGUAAUAAAUUAUUUAAGUUGCCGUUUUUUGCACAUAUUUCCUCGGUAAGACUACCGCCGUAGUCGCUUUAGGUAGUCGUCCAUUGACUUUUUACAGUUUUGCAUUUGCAAUGUCAUAAAAAGAACACUUUUUCAUGAUGUUACAGUUUAAAAUUUUAUUGUUGUGCCAUUUGCAUAAUCGCAAGGCGAGACGAUGCAAAAACUAGACCAUUUUUAUUCUUUUGUUUUGCAACUCAUGGAACAUAGAGCGUCUUACACAAAAGGCAUUUUUUGAUUUAUUGCGUCUUUGUCCGUUUCGCGAUAGAAAAACACGUUCGUUAUGGUUGACGUUCAUCGAUCUCGUUGCGACGUCCCUCGCGGCGGCGACGAGAGGCGGCGAGCGCGGCCGGAACCCGCCGCCGCCACGCCGCGCCGCCGGGAAGGCCUCGCCGCGACAUUGCUUAUUACUCCGCCGGUUACAAAGACCGGUUAACAAUCGGUGAUUAUUAGGUAUCGAUUCGUCCAAGGUUCCGCGCCAUUGUGCGCGCCCUCAUCCGCCGCGACUCGCGAUAACCGCUUCAUAAAUGCCCUUUCUUGCCCGAUUCACAGAUUUUGCUAAAGCUUUUCAAAUUUUACUUGUUUCUUAAUAAAAGCACAAUAAUUCUAAUUUCUCAAAUAUCGGCAAAUGCGUAACUGAUACUUUCUCGUUGUACAAUUAUAGGGGAUAGUUAUUUGGAAUCAAUGGAGCUUUACCGGUGGGUAAUUAGGAGUAGAUGGCGUGCCGAACGGCCGGGCGAGCGGGAUACGGCCACGGCGCGACCCAGCGCCCAGCUUCUGUAUAUAAUGCUAUCUUCUAAUCAAAUUAUUUAUUAUUUAUCAAUUAGUCGUAAGCAUUCUAUAAAAUAUAUGACUGUUGUAUACAGUCGAAUAAAUUUGUAUAUAUAUUUUGUUAGUAAUAGGUAGAUUGCUAUCAGAGGGGUAUUUAUAAAUGUCAAAAUUAUUUCUUAGUAUCGAGAUUACAUGAUACAGAAAAAUCUGUAUGAAUAGUAGGUGUUAUGAUAAGGAUUUCUAAAUGUCUUAAUCGAGUUCAUGUACACUCGGAAUUGUUCUCGUUAGAUAAUGAAAUAGUCGUAAGUUACAAAUUAUUUAAUGUGGAUUGUGUAUAUACGUUAGUGUUAAGAUUCAAUUCUCAGUGCACAUGGAUCUUGUUGUGUUUAUAUAUGAUGUAUGUAUGUAGAGCUCCGAGUGAGCGGCGACGAGCAGGAGUCCUGAGCAUUGACGCAAUUUGUUCUACGGGUAUUAGUCUCCUAUUAGUUGUAGUGUGUUUAUUUUAUUCGUUUUCAUUGUGAUCUCUUAACACGAAAUUUCCUUCUGAAUGUUUCGCGCACAUGGAUUAACGAAUGUUAGCGGUAUUGAUUGUUGAUUAUUAUUAUUUUAUUUUUAGUCGUAAGUAUUCG
Papilio xuthus (Asian swallowtail) is the source of this 2585-nucleotide messenger RNA. Its product is annotated as protein krueppel. The record is from RefSeq and is a predicted model, not a curated record. Gene Ontology annotation, cellular component: nucleus. The transcript has 2 exons. Gene Ontology annotation, biological process: regulation of gene expression. NCBI's taxonomy places the organism in Eukaryota, Metazoa, Arthropoda, Insecta, Lepidoptera, Papilionidae. Bases 80 to 979 code for a protein of 299 amino acids.